GACUCAGUUGACCUGCAUGUACAACUACAUCAAGGUUGAGUCGGAUGUUACUAGCUACAACCUCUACCCUCCUGACAUGCUGCUUUACUACGACUACAGUAAGGUUUCUCAGGACACCUGUAGGCUGUACUUCAGUGAGCUGGGAGACGCAGACUUCUCAGUGUUCUCCGAAGCUCUCAGCUUCAAACGCACAGCCCUGGUUGACAAUGCCAUGACCUGCCUGGGAAUCAGCGGCAAGCUUCUGACCAACGACAGUCUGCAGGUCCUAGGUAACAUGGUGUGUGUUCUGGACGGUUCCUACAUCCAGAACUCUGACCAGCUCAUCCUGCAGAAACUACAGAACUGUAAUGACCUCACCGACGGACAGGUGGCUGCCAUAGAAACGCUGUUGACGUCUGGGAACACACAGUACGGACUCCCAGCCACCUGGAACAGACAGACCCUGGACAACCUGGGCAUUCUACCUCUCUACCUGACCUCCUCCUUCUACCAGAACUUCUCUAAGAAAGUGAAGAGCCAGUUCCUACAGUCAUUCCUGAAGGUGUUGAGUCAGAAGGGAACCUCCAGGCAGAAGAAGAGGAGGAUGAAGACUGCCAUCAGACAAUCCAUCAUCAAACAGUCACAGUCCAAACGCUCCAUAGGGAGUGAAUGCAUUGUGGGAGAGAUCACUCAGGUGACGAUCAGUGAGAAUACGUUCCCCUUCAACUACGAGACCGUGACCAUGUUCAACUGCUGCCUGACGGCCAAGACAGUCAAUGACAACCUGGACGCCAUCACUGCCAAGGUGGACGACCAGGAAUACCUUAAAGUUGUCCUGGCGAGACUCAGAGAGGCCUACUCUGCGUACUCCACCAUCCCAGAAGUGAAGGUGCAGGUUCUAGGGCCGGCGUCACGCGUCGCCACUAAUGCUGACAUCACCAUGUGGAACAUCACCAAGAUCGACACGCUGUCAGCUCUGAUGGACUCCUCCAAUGGAAACUGGGAUGCUGCCAUGGCGCAGGCCAUCAUCAGUAAGUACCUGAGGAACUCGGGAAAUACUCUGGGCAGUGCAGAGCUCAACGCCAUCGGAGGACCCAUCCUGUGUUCACUAGACACCAGCCUCCUGAAGACCAUUACACAGAGUAGCCUGAGUAAUGCCAAUGCCCUGACGGUGACCAACUGCACCAUAGAGAAGAAGAGAGCGCUGUUCACCAUCGCUGAAGGAGCCUUCCAGAGCCGUAGUACUGUCUCUGCCACCUCCUACCAGCUAACACAGCCAUACAUAGGUGGCGCUAACUCAGCCUACGUCCAGCGUCUGUCCACCUCUAACAUCAAUAUGGACAUGGCCACUUUCAUCACCCUGGACCCUACUGUUAUACAGACUCUGAGCGUAAGCCAGGUGAGUGGUCUGCUAGGUUCUAACAUGCCGGAGCUGAAGAGCUAUGCAAACCAGAGCGUGGUCCAAGCCUGGAUCACGACCCGUUUCCAGUCUGACCUGGACUCCCUUGGGCUGGGCCUUAUUGGGGGCAAGGCCGACCCCACCACGGUUGGUUUGGGCACCAUCUUUGUUCCUAGCACCACUGUAGGGGUGGCUGGAGGAGCUGGGUCAGUCACCACCGUGGCUGGAGGGACUGGGUCAGUCACCACCGUGGCUGGAGGAGCUGCUGCUACUACAGCGAGCGGCGGAGCGAUCAACAGACCAACGUUCGGCCUCCACCUUCUCCUCACCACUCUGGCCAUCGCUAUCCUGUACAUUCUACACUGAUUUAAACACUGAUUUAAACACGGAUUUCACUGAUUUCACGAUAGAUUUUAGAUUUCAGAGCAAGAGAGUUAACUGAUUCCAUUGGGAUCAAGGUGCAUUCGGCUCAGACAGGAAAAACAUGAGGUAAAGUUCUCAAACAGGAAACAAAAAUGUAUACUUUUAAAGUCAGUUAGCGCCUUUAGAUAUUGUAAAAAUCACUAAAUAUAAUUAUAUACUGAACCUAUCAAAAGACUAUAAAACAAUCUAGCACUUUAGUUAUUUAAAUGUUUAUGCUCUGACAACUUCUUCACACCAUUUUAUUUAAGUGUAUUCACUUUGUAACCUGCCACAGUAUGUCUGCAUGUUCUGUCUUGGUGGUUGGAAUGAUGUUGGAAUGAAGUCUGUUCUGUCUCGGUGGUUGGAAUGAAGUCUGUUCUCUCUUGGUGGUUGGAAGGAUGUUGGAAUGAAGUCUGUUCUGUCUUGGUGGUUGGAAUGAAGUCUGUUCUGUCUUGGUGGUUGGAACAUUGUUUAAAGAUGGCAUUUUAGGGCUCUAUUCAGUCUGUAUCACUGAAAUGUAAAGUUCAUUCCCUAUUGAGCCAACAUCUGCAGCGUUUAGCGCGAAUGCAGUCUACGCUAAUGCGGGAAAAUUGCCAUUAAAUUUAAAUCAUGAUGUAACGCUGAAUUUCCGCUAUGUGGAUUGAAUAGAGCCCUUUGUCUUUGCCUUCCGGUGAAAAUAUGAAAGUAUUUUAUUAGAUGACAUAGAAGUCUUGUUGAUGAUGUCAUCUUUCUGGGACAGCCGUUUGUUUUAUCAGGGUUAGUAUCUACGUACAGUACGCCAACACUUAUCUACAGAGAGCCAAAACGCUUUUAAAUGUCAUGACAACCAACGCCUCUAAUGUAGAAUGAUUCUGUCAUUAGAAUGUCACUGUGCUUUUGUUCAUGUCAGCUCAAACAAAUGCUGUCUGUGUUCUCAAUGCCUUACCUUUAUAACAGUUGCCAUUUCAUACUAAAUAUCAGACGUUGAAUGUAUGAUUUAUUUAAUAAAAACAUAUAUUAUUGCACAAUCCC
Coregonus clupeaformis (lake whitefish) is the source of this 2791-nucleotide messenger RNA. Its product is annotated as mesothelin-like protein. NCBI's taxonomy places the organism in Eukaryota, Metazoa, Chordata, Actinopteri, Salmoniformes, Salmonidae. The record is from RefSeq and is a predicted model, not a curated record. Gene Ontology annotation, biological process: cell-matrix adhesion. The coding region runs from base 17 to 1744 and encodes 575 amino acids. Gene Ontology annotation, cellular component: cell surface. The transcript has 13 exons.